CAUCCUUCGGGGAGCGUAGCUGGAACCAUGGGGGACUGCCUCCGCCGCCGCCUCUGCCUCGGCGGCACGCGCACCCUGCCGUUCGUGAGGAGGUUCACGCCCAAGGAGAUCGAGGCGGCCACGAAGGGCUUCACCGCGGUGCUCGAGGCCGCCGGGCAUUGCGGCGGCGGCGGCGGCGGCGGCGCGGCGUACCGGGCGCGCUUCGCCGGGGGCCUCGUCGCCACCGUCAGGCGCGCCGGCCCCCGGGACGGCCGCCGGCAGCAGGGUAGCGACGGGGACGGGAAGGCCGCCUUCUACCUGGAGCUGCAGCUGCUGGCGCGCCUCAACCACCGCCACGUCGUCCGGCUCCGCGGCUUCGCCGAGGGCCACCGCGCCAGGUUCCUGGUCUUCGACCACAUGGAGAACAGGAGCCUCAAGGAGUGCCUUCAUGAUCCUCUCAGGACGCCGUUGGACUGGCGGACCAGGCUGCAGGUCGCCAUUGACGUCGCAGCAGCACUGUUUCUGAACCUGGGAUGGUUUCAGGAAUACCUCUACUACUUCUGCGACCCCCCGGUGUUCCAUGUCACCGUCGACUCCGGCAACGUGCUCAUGGACGCCAACUUCGUCGCCAAGCUAUCAAACGUCGGCGUGGUCAGCGACGACUUGAAGCUCGCGACAACCGAAUCCUUCCAAGACCAGGUUGAGCAGAGGCGUGCGGGGCUGGUGUUCCAGUACGGCGUGCUGGUGCUGGAGCUGGUGACGGGGCAGUCGCCCGGCGGCGACGGCGAGCUCGUGCGGUGGGUGCAGGAGCCCGGGUUCGCCGGCUCCAUGCACAGGAUGGUGGACGCCGACCUCGGCGGCGUCUACGACGCCAGGGAGCUCCGGGACCUCGUCAACGUCGCGAGGCUGUGCACCAGGCACGAGCCCGGCGGCGGCGGCGAUGGCGCCGCCGUCUCCAUACCGCAGAUCGUCAGGUACUUGCAGGGAAAGGUCGAGCGGCUUGGGGGCAAGGCAAGGUGUGGAUGAUUCUUCGUGCAGGGGGGUUGAUGUCUGAUUGCUGCUACACCUCUCUGCGCAUCAUCUCUGUUUCUUCUUUCUUGGCGUUUCCUCGUAGAAAAGUGCGAGGUUUUUGUCCGAUGGUAUUCUGGUAUUUGUUCGUGUCAAUAGAAGCAACCAAGGUGACAGGUUUCGUGAAUGCUGAAAUUGUCCCUCCUACACCUUCUCGUAAAAAUGAAUGUUGAAAUGGAAAGAACAUGUGGUUUUUGUUCUGAACUUUUCAAGAAUGUUGUGAAUGUUGUGACAGAACAGAGAUUUAUGGCAGGUUUGUACUGGGAGAACAAAAGUUCCAGUUUUUUUUA
Panicum virgatum (switchgrass) is the source of this 1337-nucleotide messenger RNA. RefSeq names its product probable receptor-like protein kinase At1g49730. The transcript has 7 exons. Gene Ontology annotation, biological process: protein phosphorylation. Gene Ontology annotation, cellular component: plasma membrane. Lineage: Eukaryota; Viridiplantae; Streptophyta; Magnoliopsida; Poales; Poaceae. Bases 28 to 1005 code for a protein of 325 amino acids. The record is from RefSeq and is a predicted model, not a curated record. Gene Ontology annotation, molecular function: protein tyrosine kinase activity; ATP binding.